AUGGCGGGAAGCGCCGACCCGCCAACGGACGUCUCACUCGGAGGCACGUCUCUAGCAUCCGACGCCAGUCAGUGGAAGCUGGUCGCCCCGGGAGUGUGGGAUCUCACUAGGAGUCUGGACUGGGUGACUAUUGGGAGCGCCUUGACUGGCGGCAGGGCCGCAGUGACGCACGCGGGAGUGAACGGCGACACACUGACCGCGUCGGGGUCGCUGGCGACAACCGGAUCUCUUGAUACUGGCCUCCCAGUGCUGCCAUCCAUGGCACGCGGCCGGUUCCAAGCCAUGUUCUCCGGCGCCGUGGCAGGCGGAGCCAAGAUUCGGAUCGCCACCAGCACGUCACCCUGGAGGUGCAACUGGUGUUUAUCAGAGAGGCAUCACACUCAAACACACCUUGUGUCGUCUCCGCCCCCUCUCUCUGCCCCCUAUCUCUGCCCCCCCUCUCUGUCCCCUCUCUCUGCCCCCCCUCUCUGCUCCCCCUUUCUGCCCCCUUUAUCUGCCCCCCCUCUCUGCCCUCUGCCCCCUUUCUCUGCCCCCCAUGUCUGCCCCCCCUCUCUGCCCCUCCUCACUGCUCCCCCGGCUUGCAACGACACCAAGGUCACCCUGGAGGUGCACCUGGUGUUUAUCAGAGAGACCUCACACUCAACACACCUUGUGCUCUCCCCUCAUCUGCUCUACCUGUUGUAUCCUCUGCUGCCUCCCCUCUCUGCCCCUCCCGCAUGCAGCGACACCAAGGUCGCUCUCGAAAUCCACCUGGCCUUCACCAAGGGCGUGAACACCAACUCAAAGGUCUCCCUGGUGGGCCAAGUCGGCGCUGACAAAUCCGCCCCACUUGCACUCGAAUGCCCGUUCACAUCGGCAAUCAAGGGCGUGUUCACUUGCUCCAAGACUAUCGACGUUAAAAUUCCUGCAGAAACUGCCACCACGCCCAAGGUUCUGGGCCUGCAAAAGUUUAUGGCUGCGCUAGUGGGAGCUACCAUGUCAGGUGAUAACAGGAGCGAAAAGGGAACUGACUCAUCAAACAUGACGUCCUGA
Closterium sp. Naga37s-1 is the source of this 1032-nucleotide messenger RNA. Lineage: Eukaryota; Viridiplantae; Streptophyta; Zygnematophyceae; Desmidiales; Closteriaceae. The record is from the annotation of a GenBank genome assembly.